AUCAUCUACAAAAUCGAGAAGAGCGAACUUCUGCGUAUGUGUCGCAAGAACUGCUUAUUUUAUUAGUUCGCUAGUUCUUGGGCAGACAGGACAAUAAACGAUUCAUCUACAUACCGUUUUGAUAGUGCUAGAUUGUUCGAUUUUAAUAAGGUUUUUUUUCAAUAAAAGAAGUGACGUAAGAAACGGGUUUCAAAUUGCGUAAAGCAGUGAUAUCUCUGAUAGAUUUCGGUAGCUAAUUUUAUUGUAUUCAGCAAUGGGAAGUUUUUUUUCUCAUCCCUCGGGAUCCGAGGUGCUCAAAAAGAACCAAGAAUAUAUUUCGGAAAUGAACAGGAUCAAGAUGGAACGUUGGAUCCAAAUGCACUACCAGAUAAAGGAACGGGAAGCGGCCAUGCAGAUCAGCCGGGCCCGCGAGCUAUUCUACUGGCUAGCUUCGUUUUACUGUGUGUCCACUGUAGGCUUUAUUGGUCGCUUUAACGUGACCCGCCGAUCUGUAACCCUUGCCCCGAUAGUGCCAUUAUCGUUCAUCGUUGCCUAUUAUGCAGAUCUCGCGUACGGAACCAAAAUACAUCGAAUAACAGCCGAAGCCGAAAUGAUUAUGCAGCACGAGCCCGAACUGCUGGAAUGGCCCAGCGGCCUGCCGACAGUAUCGGAAAUCGAUACCGCCCGGCUGGAGAUAGACGAUAAAGUCCGUCUGCAUCCCCAUCAGAUGUAAAGAGUGGUACCAGUAGCAAGUGUAGCAUUAGCACCAGUCACCAAAUCGUGUCCUUGCCGUCGCCACUAUCGGAGUGGCGACCAAGAGGGAGGCUCAAACUGUUAAAGCAAGUUAUGAAGAAAAGUGAAACCCCAAGGUGCCGAUUAAACGACCGAGCAACGAAAAAGGAAACGAGACAAUUAAGGGGAAAAAGGUUUCCUUUAAUGAUGUCGUCAUCGAAUGGAAUUAUUAACGGUCACAAAUUACACGAAAGGUAUAAGUUAUUGGCGUAGAUGUUUGUAACACUGCUGUCCUUUGAAAGGGGUGGAAAAAACCGGCCCCAGGUGCACAAGAACACUAACAGUUAAAUUUCAAAGUGUGGAUUUUAACCUAUUGAAAACGAUUAGGCUUUUUGGAAGUCAUAUCGACUUGAAUAACAACUAAUGUUACAGAUGAUCAAACACAGAUAACAACAGAUACAGAAUAUACGUAGCUUAAAAAAAUCUUCUGAGAAAUCCCUACAAUAAAACUGCAAGAAGUUGCAUAUCAUAAAAUACAUUUUCAAAUUUGCUGGUCGUAAUUAAAGACACGUUAAUUGUCAAUGUUAUAUUCGUAAAGUAACUUGUAAAUUCAUUGCUGUUCUUCGUAAUGCUGUCAUCUUUGUAAAGCCUUGUUCGGCUAAAUCCACAACUUUUUUUAAUUAAGUAUGCGAUUUCUCCUGUAGAGUUUUCCUUUAAUGUGUUAAGUGAAGAAGAAAAUAAGCCUUUGUUGUUUUAAUUUACACCGCUUUACUAAACGACAUUUAAUUCGACACAGGCCUCUGAAUUCUAUUUCUAUGCUUAUUUCUUGAAGCCGUAUUUCAAUAAGUUUUUUUUUUCAUUGAGUCAAAUAUUAUUGAAAAUAUUUACCACAAAUAUUAUUGUUGAUCAAUUCAUAGACCGACAAAAGCAAAUAAAUGAUAUAAAAAUGCAGAAAGAAGAGAGAUUUAUAACAUCAAUACGGUCAUACUAGAAACAGUGCCGUUCCUGUUACACUCCAAAGCCUCAGUAUUAAUAGGAUAAAAACCAUUCGAAUCACAUACGGAUUUUUCUAGGAACUUCUAGUGUUAGUUAUUAAGAUUGAACAAUAAACGUCGUGCAUUAAAGCUAACAAUUCAAAAUUGUUUCCAGCUAUCCCAUCAUAUACGGAACAAUAAUAGCUGUAUCCAAUACUCAAAUCUUUUGCUAUAGUCCUUGCAUGUUACCCAAUUCCCUUUCAUACUCUCGUGUUACAACAAAAUUUUAAUAAAAAUGUUUCAACAGUAUCAACUUUCUCAAACUAUAAACAUUCCCGUACACGACCACGUUAAUAGUAAAAUUCAAUAAAACCAACUGUAUCUGAAUCCAAUAAAAGUAACCC
Molecule: messenger RNA, 2089 nt
Organism: Uranotaenia lowii
Lineage: Eukaryota; Metazoa; Arthropoda; Insecta; Diptera; Culicidae
Product: plasminogen receptor (KT)
Exons: 3
Coding region: 254-712 (152 amino acids)
Biological process (GO): positive regulation of plasminogen activation
Cellular component (GO): plasma membrane
Source: RefSeq, a predicted model, not a curated record